GCGCCGGGAAGAUGAGGGGAUAAUGGAUCCCUACUCCGCACGCUAUUUUGGACGGACACAGCGAACCCCUCGCAAGUGGGUCGUAGUAAUCCCUCCAAGACAUUGGUUUUGGGGGAUCUCCAAGGCAUCGAUAAAGAUGCCAGGUUGCCACUAAAGUCAAUUUUAUGCGGCAUACGUGAUGAGGCCCAAAACUUAGGCACGAUGCAGCCAAUGCAGCGCAACACUACGAUAGGCAGUUCCCCGCCUCCAACAACCCCACUUCCCAGGACCAUGGAACCAACCAUGAACGUAUUCCAACAGCUAAACAGGUAAUCCUACAACCAUUCCAUAUAUCGUCACCCACUUCACACAUACAGGGUACCCCUAAACCACAUAACCACUCUCACCACCAUGCCUCCCCUACGAACCAAAGUCUUCAUCAACGUCGACCUCGGCGAAGGCUACGGGAACUUCAAAUGCGGCCCGGACGAAGAACUCAUCCCCCUCAUCGACCAGGCCAACGUAGCCUGUGGAUUCCAUGCCGGUGACCCCCUAAUAAUGCAAGAAACCGUCUCCCUGUGCAAAAAGCACAACAUAUCGAUCGGCGCCCACCCCGGCCUCCCCGACGUGCAAGGCUUCGGCCGACGCGAAAUGAAGCUCAGCCCGGAAGAACACACCGCCAACAUCAUCUACCAAGUCGGGGCGUUACAAGGCUUCCUAGCACGCGAAAACAUCCCCCUCCACCACGUCAAGCCACACGGCGUGCUCUACGGCAUGAUGUGUCGCGACCUGGAAAUCGCGCGGGCUGUCAUAAGGGGAAUACCAGCCGGGGUCCCGGUAGUAGGACUAGGAGGAACAUACAUGGAGCAAGCGGCGAAGGAGCUGGGGGUGCCGUUCUGGGCGGAGCUGUUCGGAGAUGUCAAGUACGGGCCGGAUGGGAUGCUGGUGAUUGAUCGGAAGAAGAAGCCGUGGAAGAUUGAAGAUGUCAAGGCGCAUGUGAGGCAGCAGGUGGAGGAUUCGUCGGCCACGGCUGUUGAUGGGUCGGUGGUGCAGAUGGGGGUUAAGGAUUAUCCGGUUACCAUUUGUUGUCAUUCGGAUUCGCCGGGGUGUUUGGAGAUUGUGAAGGCGACGAGGGAGGUGGUUGACGAGUUUAAUAAGGCGAAUGGGUUUGCGUGAUGGGCGGUGGGACGGGGGAAGUGAUGGCGUUUAGUGUUGAAUAGAAUGAUUAGUUGAUCAAAGCUUCG
Messenger RNA from Aspergillus eucalypticola CBS 122712, 1223 nucleotides. RefSeq names its product LamB/YcsF family protein. The record is from RefSeq and is a predicted model, not a curated record. The transcript has 2 exons. Lineage: Eukaryota; Fungi; Ascomycota; Eurotiomycetes; Eurotiales; Aspergillaceae. Gene Ontology annotation, biological process: carbohydrate metabolic process. The coding region runs from base 391 to 1155 and encodes 254 amino acids.